UUUGGUGGGAGUCUGAGCUGCGGGCAGUGCCUUUGGCACCGAGCUCUGCCAUCUGGAACCCGAUCCACUGCAAAGCGAAGGACAGUCGAGGUCUGUGGGGUGUGGAUCCUGUUUUCCAACAGCAGGGGCGGAGAUGGACGUCCGGGACAACACCAGGGAACUGCGCUCCCGGCUGGCAGAGGCUAAACAGCAGAUUCGAGACCUCAGGGAGAAGCUGAAUAUUUCAGAAUCGACGGCUUUCUUCCCGGCCAACCGGCUGCAGAAAUACACGCAUCCAGAUACGAUUUUUAUCUGGGAGAGGCUGCUGCGUUCUUCACAUUCCCAGCACGAGGGAACCGCCAGUCCUGUGGUCCUCGGGGCCUCCCAGCUGUGCAGAAGUCACUGCGUCACGCCCAAGCAGCGAUUUACGUCACAGACUGCACGGCUUGGUCAUGUGACCCCUGAUCAGAGUCAGACCUUGAGGGAUGUGAACUCUACUCUCUCAAACCCCAGUUCAAUUUUUGUCAAGUAACUUUUUUGUGCCUUUGAGCUUCCCUUUCCUCAUCUUCCAAUAGGGGAUUAUCAAUGCCAUGGAGGUGGGAGGUUGAGAAUUAAAGUCCUAGAAAUCCACACAUAGAACCUGGUACUGGGGACACUUUGUCCCUGGGAUGGGCCCUGCCUCCCUCCCCGUGUGUAGUGGCCACAGUAGCGUGUCCUGCUUCCCACUGAGGCAGGCGUGUGUGUCUUUUCUCAGAGUGUGAGGAGUGUGGGGACAUCCUGGAGGCCGUGCUGGGGGAGAGGCUGGAUUUCCGGGAGGAGGAGCGGGCGGGACGCCAACC
Messenger RNA from Microcebus murinus (gray mouse lemur), 818 nucleotides. Lineage: Eukaryota; Metazoa; Chordata; Mammalia; Primates; Cheirogaleidae. The record is from RefSeq and is a predicted model, not a curated record.